AAAAUCUCAAAUGAUUUCAAUUCAACCGCAAAAACUUCCAAUAUCAUUUCAGUUGUACCAAUUUCUCCAAUCAUCUUCUUCAAUAGCUAUCACAUUUUCCCCCCAAUCCUCAUGUCAUAGAAAUUCAUGGACAGAGAAACCCUAGCUUCAUCAUCUUCUUCUUCUUCGUCAUCUGAAGUUCCUUCACCAGACGCAUGGAUUACUACAUAUCACAGAUUACUGCCUCAAUGGAAAUCCUUCCCUUCCUCUCACCUCAUUUUACCAAUUACAGUAUCUCGAGUAAAUCAAUUUGAUGCAGCAAGACUGGAUGUUGAGAUGUCGGCCAUGUUAAAAGAGCAGUUGGUGAGAGUAUUCUCUUUGAUAAAGCCAGGGGUUUUAUUUCAAUAUGAACCAGAACUCGAUGCAUUUCUUGAGUUUCUUAUUUGGCGGUUCUCAAUAUGGGUAGACAAGCCAACUCCAGGCAAUGCGCUCAUGAACCUGAGAUAUAGGGAUGAACGUGUUAUGGAAGAGAGAGGGAAAGUGAGAACGGGCUUGGAGGGUCCUGGGCUUACGGCAGCCCAAAAGUUGUGGUACUGUAUUGCUACUGUAGGGGGUCAGUACAUCUGGACACGCUUACAAUCUUUUUCUGCUUUUCGUAGAUGGGGAGACUCGGAGCAAAGGACAUUGGGGCAACGUGCAUGGCUUUUUUUGCAGCAUAUAGAAGGAUUCUAUAAAGCUGCAUCUUUUAGUAACCUGCUUGUAUUUCUCUUUGUUGGAAAGUAUCGGAAUCUGAUUGAGAGAGUUCUGAGAGCUAGGCUUGUGUAUGGAAGCCCUAAUAUGAAUCGCUCUGUUAGCUUUGAGUACAUGAAUCGACAGUUGGUGUGGAAUGAGUUCUCGGAGAUGCUAUUGUUGCUUCUUCCACUUUUGAACUCUUCAUCAUUUAAGAACUUAUUUCGUUCUUUCUCCAAGGAUAAAUCCUCUGAUUCUACAGCAGAUGAAAAUUCCUGUCCCAUUUGUCGAGGUAGCCCAAGCAUUCCAUUUAUUGCAUUACCUUGUAGACACAGAUACUGUUAUUACUGCCUUAGAACACGGUGUUCUGCUACUCCAUCUUUCAGAUGUGUGCGGUGCAGCGAGCCAGUUACAGCUAUGCAACGGCUUGGCAGCUCUGUAAAUGAGAAGUCUUCCAAAAAGUAGCAUGUUAAAUUUCAAAGAACGGAAACUAAAGAAUAUUGGACAUCAGCAUUCCAGAAAUUGGCAAUCGGAGCACCCCAUGUAUAUUAUAUACGCCAGGAGGCAAGUUUUUCUGUGAAUUUGAUCAACUGUAUACUAUCUCAUUAUUUGGCAGCAUUUUCACAUCUUAUUCUUGGCAGAUUAAUUGUCCUCUUGUUGUAUAUCGGUGGCCGACCUAUAAUUUUCAAACCGGGGGUGUAAUACUAGAAAUACUUAAUUGAUAAAAUUGAAAAAAAUACGCAAAUUAGAAAUAAGAUUCAAGUUCACAUUGAAAGAAAGUCUUAAACUUUCCUACUUUAUAAAAUCGGAUUACAAAAUUCAGUGGCGGUUUUCA
Molecule: messenger RNA, 1543 nt
Organism: Amaranthus tricolor (Joseph's coat)
Lineage: Eukaryota; Viridiplantae; Streptophyta; Magnoliopsida; Caryophyllales; Amaranthaceae
Product: peroxisome biogenesis protein 2
Exons: 8
Coding region: 127-1173 (348 amino acids)
Biological process (GO): protein import into peroxisome matrix
Cellular component (GO): peroxisomal membrane
Molecular function (GO): zinc ion binding
Source: RefSeq, a predicted model, not a curated record